Eurytemora carolleeae is the source of this 1185-nucleotide messenger RNA. Its product is annotated as methionine aminopeptidase 1D, mitochondrial. NCBI's taxonomy places the organism in Eukaryota, Metazoa, Arthropoda, Copepoda, Calanoida, Temoridae. The coding region runs from base 1 to 888 and encodes 295 amino acids. Gene Ontology annotation, biological process: proteolysis. Gene Ontology annotation, molecular function: metalloaminopeptidase activity. The transcript has 10 exons. The record is from RefSeq and is a predicted model, not a curated record.
AUGAAACCAAUGUGUUAUAUUCAUAAUUUCAUUCUUAAUCCAUUGUUUAAUCCUAGUCACAUUCCAGAAGGAAUUGUUCCCCCUCCGUAUUAUGCUACCGGAGACCCAGGUUCAGCUCCGAGUACGCCGGAGAUCAAGGAUGAGACGAGUAUACAAGCAAUGAGAAGAUCAUGUAAGCUUGCCAGACAAAUACUAGAUAAAUGUGGACAGUUGGUUAGACCGGGAUUAACAACAGAUGAAAUAGAUAAAUUUGUCAUGGAAGAAUCAUUUAAAGCUGGCUGCUAUCCUUCUCCCCUUAAUUACAGAAAUUUCCCGAAAGCUGUGUGUACUUCUGUUAACAAUUGUGUUUGUCACGGUGUACCUGACAGUCGACCCCUGGAAGACGGAGAUAUUAUUAAUAUUGAUAUAACAGUGUUCAAGGACGGAUUCCAUGGAGACUGCUCCGAGACAUAUCUAGUUGGUAUUGUUGAUCAGAGUGGUGUUGAGCUCCUAGAUAUUUCUAGACAGUGUUUAUACACAGGAAUACAACAAUGUGGACCAGGGAAACCUUUCUCAGGUAUAGGGAAAGCUGUGGAGAAUCUUCUGUAUGGAACACGGUUCCGAGUAGUUCCUGCUUUUACUGGCCAUGGUAUUGGUCGAUAUUUUCAUGGUCCUCCUGAUAUUUACCACUGCAGGAAUAGAUAUCCUGGAGUAAUGAAACCAGGAAUGGUGUUCACAGUAGAGCCUGCUAUAUCGGAGGGUUCGGAUAAGAUCUAUAUACUGGAAGAUGAAUGGACAGCAAUUACUACAGAUGGUUCGAGAUCAGCACAGUUCGAGCACACAAUUCUUAUCACAGAAACUGGAGUGGAAAUUCUUACAGUGGGCCCUGAGCAAGAAAAAGAAACAUAGAAGUUUUUACAUUUAAUAAUAAAUAAAUUGUUUGAUAUGUUUUAGUUCAAUUAUACAUUAAUAUUCUGUAAAGCGAAGACGACUUGUUCUUCUUAUUGCGUUGUUUGCAACUCUGAAUAUAGGUUUACAUUGAGCGCGGAGAAUAUUUGUUCUAUAAACAGACUGAGAUUCUGUUCGAUCAUUUCAACAUUUUGCAACAUAGACAGCUAUUUUAAAUCAUUUCUUAUAAUGAGUUCAAGUUCCGAAGGCUUAUUAAUGAAUUAAACUUUACAUGGCAAUAUCGUUUUAAACUUCAGA